AUUUUCAAAGUUCAAAGAUCUACGACCAUUACUUAAAAGCACAACGGUGUAUUUUUUACUUUUCCCAAAUCACACAAGCUCUUACAUAUUUUUCACUGUAUUUGUGUAAUACGAUUCCUUGCUUUCACUUUCACUCUCACGCUUCCACAUUCACUUACAUCUAUGGUUCUUUUCUAACACAAGUAGGUUUUAGCAGACAUGGCUGAGGCUAUACUCGGAGAUCACAACCAGUACAGCUGCUCAAUAUGUUUGGAGUUGUUGAGGGAUCCCGUGACAAUUCCGUGCGGACAUAGUUACUGUAUGAGCUGUAUCAAUGAGUGCUGGAGUACAACCGAUCAGAAAGGUACUUAUAGAUGUCCACAAUGCAGACAGACCUUCAAUUCAAAGCCUCCACUCAACAGAAGUACAGUGCUGGCUGAAAUAAUGGAGAAACUGAGGAGCACAGAGCUGUCAGAGUCUGCUAAAAGUCUUGCUGGACCUGGAGAGAUUGCGUGUGAUUUCUGUUCUGGAGAGAUGAUCAAAGCUGUCAAGUCUUGUCUGGAGUGUCGAGCCUCUUACUGUGAAACACAUGUACAGCCUCACUAUAAUGUUCCUGCCCUGAGGAAACACAAGCUGGUGAAAGCUGCAGUCAUUCCAGUAUGCCCCAAACACGACAAGCUCCUUGAGGUUUACUGUCGAACGGACCAGAAAUGUGUCUGCAUGCACUGCUUAUUGGAUGACCACAAGGGCCAUGACACAGUACCAUCUACAAUAGAGCGCAACAAGAAACAGAUAAAUCUCACCGACACAAAGACAAAAGUCAAGCAGACAAUCCAGGCAAAAGAAAAAGAGCUGCAGAAGAUGAAAAUGGACAUCACGUCCCAUUCAGAUUCUGCAAAGAAGGCAGUGGAGAACAGUAAGAAAGUCUUCAGUGAAUUAGUCAAACUUAUUGAGAAAAGAAGCAAUGAGGUGAUUGAAGUAAUAAAAGCUCAAGAAAAGGCUGAUCUGGAUCAAGGCACAAUGCUACAAAAGAAGCUGGAGGGGGAAAUUACUGAGCUGAAGAAAAGGGAAGGAGAUCUAGAGGAUCUUAUACAGACAGAAGACAACAUCCAAUUUCUUCAGAAUUAUGAGACUCUGUCCUCUUCUUCUGGGUCUGACGGCUUCCACAGUCGUUCUUUUAAGCCUUGCUGCUGUCAUCCAGAUGUAAACAAACUGGUCUGUGAACUUAAAGUGAGACUAGAGACUAUUUUCAACCAGGAAAUAAAUGAAACUGUUCAAAAAGUUUCAGAUCUGGCCAUAAAGAACCAUCCAGUCUGCAUUAAGGUUGGAGACAGAGUCAGAGUGAAACCUUCUAUUAAAACCCCAAAAUAUGGAGGUGUCACACAUAAGAGUGUGGGUGUGGUAAAAGAUAUUAAAAGUGAUCAGAGUUUGGUCAUUGACUUUCCUGAAUGUACAAGCUGGAAAGGAUUUCUUUUGGAAAUGGAGCCAGUAACUGAUGAUGACGAGUGUGGAUCUUCAACUCUCAACUGUAAUAUUAAAAUAGGAGACAAGGUCUGUGUGAAGCCAUCUGUUGAAACUCCAAAAUAUCUGUGGGGUUCAGUCAGCCACAAAAGCAUUGGCAGUGUCAGAAAUGUGCAGGGAGAAACUGUGACAGUAGAUUUCCCUGAGCAGGAAGGUUGGAUUGGUCAAGUUUCAGAAAUGGAGCUUGCCAGUGCUGAUUUAGGAUCCCCCAGUCAUGCCUGCUUCAAGAUAGGAAACAGAGUCAGUGUGAAAUCUUCAGUGAAAGAUCCAAAACAUGGAUGGGGAUCAGUCACUCAGAACAGCAUCGGUGUCAUUAAAAGAAUUCAGGGUGAGUCUUUGACUGUGGAUUUUCCUGAGCAAACAGAUUGGACUGGUGUCGCUUCAGAAAUGGAACUCAUAAACAGUGAUGUUUCAGAAGUGCUCAGCUUAAGGCCUGGAGUGAGGGUCCGUGUUAAACCCACCAUCAGCACUCCAGAUCAUGGCUGGGGAAGUGUCACCAAGCACAGCAUUGGAGUGGUUGUAGCUAUAGAUGGAACCAAAGUGACUGUGAACUUCUCUGAGCAGUCUAACUGGACUGGCAUUGUCUCAGAGAUGGAGGUUGUACUUUAAUGAUGAUACGAAGCAUCCAGGAGCUGUUCGCUACAUUGACACUGUGCAAGGGUUUAAAUAAAUGUUUUGGGAUAAUGAGGUUGCUCUUAACAUCUGGGUUUAAUGCACAUAAUCUGUGGUGUGUCUCAGUCAGCUCCCUAGCUUGUGAAUCAGUAUAUCGUGUACAUGAAUCUGGUCACUGGUAAGGACCCCGGCUCACUACACCUUGGGACAGUGAUUACUCAAUUUCCAGCAACAUGACUACAACUAUGUAGCCUACAACGUUAUAAAACAUCACUGCUGUUAUUAAUCAACAUCAAGCAGGAACUAUAUCUUCUUGAUAUUAUUUUUAUGCUCUUUAAACACAUUGUUCUGUUACGUAUCCUUACAACACUUCAGGUGAAUAUUAAUUAGAAAUGUUAACUAUGUGUGUUCAAUAAUGUCUAGCAAUGUGUUUAUGCUGAUAUAUAAUAAAAACAGUUUGUCUUUUAAAAUCUU
Molecule: messenger RNA, 2586 nt
Organism: Onychostoma macrolepis
Lineage: Eukaryota; Metazoa; Chordata; Actinopteri; Cypriniformes; Cyprinidae
Gene: ftr79
Product: finTRIM family, member 79
Exons: 12
Coding region: 199-2109 (636 amino acids)
Molecular function (GO): zinc ion binding
Source: RefSeq, a predicted model, not a curated record